Molecule: messenger RNA, 1476 nt
Organism: Anopheles darlingi
Lineage: Eukaryota; Metazoa; Arthropoda; Insecta; Diptera; Culicidae
Product: putative serine protease K12H4.7
Exons: 2
Coding region: 1-1476 (491 amino acids)
Biological process (GO): proteolysis
Molecular function (GO): serine-type exopeptidase activity; dipeptidyl-peptidase activity
Source: RefSeq, a predicted model, not a curated record
AUGGUCGUACGUGGAGUGUUCUGGCGUGUGGCGUUGGUGGCGACCAUAUGUCUUCCGCUCGUGGCCAGCGAGAGCCCCUUGCGGCUUCCCUUUGUGCUGGAUGCACAACUUCAUCCGCACAGUGAUUACGUGGCCAACCGAUCGGAGGCACUGCGCUUCCGGACACGCGUCGAUCAUUAUGACGCCCAGAAUAGGGAUACGUUCGAGUUUGACUACCUCUCGAACGACGAAUUCUAUCGUCCCGGUGGCCCUAUUUUCAUCGUCGUUGGUGGCAACAGCGCCAUCAACGGGUACUUCAUCGAGAACGGACUGUUCCACGACAUCGCUCGCAGCGAGGGUGCCUGGCUGUUUGCGAACGAGCAUCGCUACUACGGUCGUAGCGCACCGGUUGAGAACUACUCCGCGCCAAACAUGCGAUUCCUGAGCGUCGAACAAUCGCUGGUCGAUCUGAUCGAGUGGAUCGAUUACCUGCGACGUGAGGUGGUCCGCGAUCCGAACGCCAGGGUGGUUCUGCAUGGUUUGGGCUACGGUGGUGCCGUCGCAAUCUGGGCACGCCAGCGGUUCCCGCAGCUCAUCGAUGGUGCCUGGGGAUCGGUGGCGUCCGUGAUCGCACGGGUCAACUUUAACGAGUACGGCGAGGACAUGGGUAACACGAUACGGCGCCUUGGUAGUGACGCGUGCUUCGGGAUCCUUUGGCGUGGGUUCCGUACCGCCGAAAACCUUAUCGAUGCGGGACGAUAUGGGCGAAUUUCGGAGCUGUUUCGCACCUGCGAACCGCUCGUAGCCGACGACCCACUGACGAUCGAGACCUUCUUCUAUGGGCUGAAAAGUUCGAUCGAGGAGGAGAUGUACGGUCAAGCAAAUCCACAGUCAGUGGUCCGGAUGUGCCAGGAGCUGGAGGCCGAUACGGCCGGUACUGAUUUGGAGGUGCUGGCGAACUUCUACGAGCGUCGGUAUGCCGCGUUCGAGUGUGUGCCGUUCGAUUUCGAGAGCAAUAUCGCAAGCGCCAUGUACGAGGCAGUUGGUGUAACGACGAAUGCCGUGCUGGGCAUUAGGCAGCGGCUGUACCAGCUGUGCACGGAGUUUGGUUGGUUUUUGACCUCCGCCACCGGUGAUAGUCCAUUCGGGACGCGCAUCACCUAUCGCUAUUUUAUCGACACUUGUCGUGCGGUGUUUGGCGAUUGGAUUGAUCAGCAGGUCGUGUACGAUGGUGUCCGUCUGACGAAUCUACACUUUGGAGCGGACGAUCCGCGCGUUACCAAUGUGCUGUAUGUGAAUGCGGAGCUAGACCCGACGCGUCUCGUAUCGAUUACCGACUACGUUAAUGUGCAGUCCAACGCAUUCGUCAUCCCGGGAGAAGUGGUUGCGCUUGAUUGGCUGGCACCGAGUCCGGCCGAUUCGGAGGAUAUGGGGCGCAUUAAGAGGGAGAUCGAGUUGUACGUCCGUGGGUGGUCUAGAGGAGGUUUAACUGAUUGA